AUGCAGGACCACUACGCUAUUCUCGGUAUUUCCAGAACGGCGACGGGAGAAGAAAUCAGGCUGGCAUAUAGGGUGGCAGCUCUGAGAACACAUCCAGACAAAAAUAGGGGUUCUGAAACAGCGACUGACGAGUUUAAAAAGGUCAAUGCAGCAUACGAAUGUCUCUCUGACUCGCUAAAGCGAAGCGCUUAUGAUCGUACAUACAAACCGGCUGCUUCUCCGUUUAACAAACCGUUUACGAAUACCUCCUCCUCGUCAUCGUCUAGACCGAGCUAUAAUACCACUAACUCUUCCUCAUCCUCUUCGUAUUCUUCCUACGACCCGAGAAACUACGCUACACCGUCAGAUAUCCUACAAGAGGAGGUCAAAUUAACCCAGAAAUGGCGUUCCCAUAAUCUUCAAAAGAUGGGUAUGGAAACCCGGAAAAAAAUGUACAAUGAUAUGAAAGAAAAAAUUGCCGAGCUGAAGAGGCAAAUGGAACAAGUUCGUGAAGAGAUGAAAAGGCGAGAAGAAGAGAAGAAGUGGAAGACUACACGUACUUGGAUUGGAGGGUGGGUGUGGGGGGAUGUAGUCCUACCGGAAGAAGAGGUUAGACGGUAUGAGGAAGCGGAUCGUGAGAGUUUGAUGAAACUCACUAGUUUGAGGGUUAAAAUUGCUAAAGAAGAGACUGAGUUUGGACGUAUGGGAGAUUAUCCAAGCCAGUGGGAAGAAUGGGAGAGACAAGAUAUUAUUCGACAACGAGAGGAGAGUGCCCUGAAGGCUAAAAAGGAGCGGAGGAAGAAGGCUGAUCUAGAAGAAGCAAGAAAGAAGGCAGCGCAAGAACAGCGAGAGAAAGAAAGAAAAGCCAGGGAGGCGGCUGAGCAAGAACAGCGAGAGAGGGAGAGGAAGGCUAAAGAGGCGGCUGAGAAACUAAGAGAGGCGGCGAGAAAGGCUAGAGAGGCCGCAGAGAAAGCUCGAAAGGAUCAAGAAGAAGCUGAGGCCCGGGCUUGGGCUGAAGAGGUCCGGAAGUCCCAGGAAAGGGCACAGAGGGCCCGAGAAGAGCGUCGUAAAAGAGCCCAAGAGGCAAAAAGAGCCCAAGAGGCACAGAGAGCCCAAGAAGAACGUCGUAAAAAAGCUGAAGAGGAGAACGCGAAAGCCUGGGCAGAAUAUUGGAGAAGGGAAGAGGCCGAGAAUCGACGACGAGAAGCCCAGGAAGAGCAUCGUAAAAAAGAGGAAGAGCGCCGUAAAAAAGAAGAAGAAGCUGAAAGGUUUCGUAAAGCUGAAGAAGCUCUAGAGAAACAAUACCAAGAAUAUGUACGAGGGCGGGAGCGAGCUCGAGAAGAGGCUCGGAAAAAGGCCCGACAAGAAACACAUGUACCGGCCAACCUCGACGAGCAGCCAGAUAAGAAGACACCGACACACGAAGGGCUCGACGAAUUUUUAAAACGGAUGGAGAAGCGGUACCAUCAGCAGCAGCAGCAACAAGAAGAGCAGGGGCAACAGCAGGGGCAACAGCAGGGGCAACAGCAGGGACAACAGCAGAAUCAGAAACAGCAGGAUCAGAGAGCCAAAGGGAAUCCGGGGCCAUCUCGAGGCGCACAAACCCGACGACCCCGAAGGACCCCAAACCCAUCAUCGUCAUCAUCACAGCCUCAAACCGCCUGCUCUCAUCAAGGAUACUGGUCAAAGAUUAAUAUUUCUUCCGAGGAUUGUACGGGCUGCAAUAAAAAUUACAAGAGUUUUAUUUUCGAAUGUCCCGGAUGCCAAACUAGGACAUGUGCUAGUUGUCGAGACAGACUUAAAGGAAAGACGACGACCCCGAAAGCAAGAAACAACGGUAGGAGAGCGGGGGGAGUUAAGUAG
Messenger RNA from Orbilia oligospora ATCC 24927, 1842 nucleotides. RefSeq lists its product as uncharacterized. Bases 1 to 1842 code for a protein of 613 amino acids. Lineage: Eukaryota; Fungi; Ascomycota; Orbiliomycetes; Orbiliales; Orbiliaceae. The record is from RefSeq and is a predicted model, not a curated record. The transcript is spliced from 2 exons.